AUGUCAAAUUACUUGCAGCAACUCCGAGAAAUAUCUUUGGCUGAUGUUGCUCGCUUGAAAUCUCACCCAACGCCCAGGAUUAAAUCAGAUUACGACGUCGACAAGUGGCGAACGACCCAGUCGUACCAGGACUAUGGCAUUUUCCUGCGUCGGCUGAAUGAAUCGGUCGUAGGGCAUUAUCUGCCGUACACUUCUCCUGGUCAUAGCCAGGCUGUGACAAAAAUAUUAGAUCUUCUGGACACCCUAGAUCAAUGGGUUGACGAAAUUCCUCCACUGGAAACCCCACAACGUUUCGGAAAUCUCGCAUUCAGAACUUGGGGUACGCGUUUGGAGGAGAGGUCUGACGAAGUGCUAUCGAAUCUACUCAGCCCUACCCACAGCAGUUUGAUCCCGUUCGUCAAACCAUACUUUUUGACAUCGUUUGGCUCCUUCACGCGUAUGGACUACGGGAGUGGCCACGAAGUUUCGUUUGGCUUGUUCCUCCUUUGUCUAACACUUGUUCGUUUUUUCCAACCGGUCCCCGAAGAGGAACGUGAGCUGGUGCUCGUCGUAUUCGUCCGAUACCUUCGCCUUUGUUGGAAACUCCAGGAUGUGUACAGGCUUGAACCAGCAGGGAGUCAUGGUGUGUGGGGGUUGGAUGACUCCUGUUUUCUCCCAUAUAUCUUUGGAAGUGCGCAAUUGAGAGGUCAAACAAGGAUCGCAGUAUCUGCAGCCAUUCAUCCGCCUUUACCUCCCACGAACUUGUACUUUAUGGCGAUUUCUCGUAUUAACGAAGUAAAACAAGGACCUUUUCAUGAACACUCAUCUCAGCUGCACUCCAUUGCUGUGGGCGUGGCUAGCUGGAACAAAGUAAAUUCAGGUUUAUUCAAGAUGUACGAGGCUGAAGUUCUAGGCAAGCGGGUUGUAGUGCAGCACAUACCGUUAGGUGGCCUGCUGGAGUGGGGUGACCCACCUCCAAGCAGAUCUAGCAAUAUUGUUACGCAGGCUGAAAUUCAUGAAACACGAGCCCCAUCGGCAUCCACACCCCGACCUUCGGCAUCUUGA
Molecule: messenger RNA, 1044 nt
Organism: Laccaria bicolor S238N-H82
Lineage: Eukaryota; Fungi; Basidiomycota; Agaricomycetes; Agaricales; Hydnangiaceae
Exons: 5
Coding region: 1-1044 (347 amino acids)
Biological process (GO): mitotic spindle organization
Cellular component (GO): cytoplasm; nucleus; protein phosphatase type 2A complex
Molecular function (GO): protein tyrosine phosphatase activator activity; peptidyl-prolyl cis-trans isomerase activity
Source: RefSeq, a predicted model, not a curated record